Messenger RNA from Armigeres subalbatus, 3033 nucleotides. RefSeq lists its product as uncharacterized. The coding region runs from base 51 to 2939 and encodes 962 amino acids. Gene Ontology annotation, molecular function: heme binding; oxidoreductase activity, acting on paired donors, with incorporation or reduction of molecular oxygen; monooxygenase activity. The transcript has 7 exons. The record is from RefSeq and is a predicted model, not a curated record. Lineage: Eukaryota; Metazoa; Arthropoda; Insecta; Diptera; Culicidae.
GCAGCGAUCGCAGUUCGAAAACUAUCGCGCAAACUGUAGGAUUCAAGGUUAUGUUACCGUCGGCGGUUUUCCUAGUGAUCGUCGCGUUUAUCGUGGUGUUGACACUAUUUGAAUGGCAUUUACGUCAACGUGAUGGAUACCGAGCGGCUCGACAGUAUCCAGGUGGGACGAUGCUACCCGUAUUGGGCAACAUCAUGGAGGUCCUUUUCAAAGACUCAGUGCAAAUUUUCAACUACGCACGAUCGAAAGCACUGAAGCAUGGACAAUCGUACCGGCAGUGGAUCUUCGGAUACGUGAUACUGAAUGUGAUCAGACUCCGUGAAGCGGAGAUAAUUCUUUCAAGCACGAAGCACACGCGGAAGAGCGUAUUGUAUCGAUUCCUGGAGCCGUUGAUGGGCGAUGGACUUCUAUGCAGCAAGGGAAGCAAGUGGCAAGCGAGACGGAAAAUCCUGACUCCGGCGUUCCAUUUCAACAUCUUGACCAAUUUUCUGCAAGUUUUUCAGGAGGAGGCAAUGAAGUUGGUGGGGAUACUGAACGCCUUUGUUGAAAGCGGAGAGGAGGUUGUUUUGCAAUCGAUUGUGACCAGGUUCACGUUGAACACUAUCUGCGAAACGGCUAUGGGAGUUAAAUUAGACUCGUACAAUGACGCAGACAAGUACCGAUCGCAAGUUUACGACGUGGGUGAAAAGAUCGUUCACCGAACGACGACUCCGUGGUUGUACUAUGAUGGUAUUUAUAAUCUGCUUGGUUAUCAGAAACCAUUGGAGGAUGCUAUCGUGCCGAUCCAUGACUUCACCCGAAACAUCAUUCAACAGAAAAGAGAACAAUUAAAAAGGGUUUCAGCAUUGCAAGACACAGUUGCUGAUACAAUAUACGGUUCUAAACAGCGAUACGCCAUGUUGAAUACCCUACUGAUGGCCGAAGCAAAUGAUGCUAUAGAUGAAGAAGGAAUACGAGAAGAGGUGGAUACGUUCAUGUUCGAAGGUCAUGACACGACUGCAGGAGGUUUGAUUUUCUCAAUUCUGUUAAUGGCUACCGAGCAGGAAGCUCAACAACGCGUUUAUGAUGAACUAUUAAAAGCCCAUCGAACAAAACCGGAGCACGAGGCAUUCACCAUUGCGGAUUACAACAAUCUGAAGUACUUGGAUCGGUUUGUGAAGGAAGCGCUUCGACUAUAUCCUCCGGUAUCGUUCAUCUCGCGGAACUUGACUGGGCCCUUGAACAUCGACUCAACGAGCUUUCCGCACGGCACGGUGACGCAUAUACACAUCUACGACCUUCACCGUGAUCCGGAGCAGUUUCCCGAUCCAGAGCGGUUUGAUCCGGAUCGGUUCCUUCCAGAGGUCACCGCUAAAAGGAAUCCGUACGCGUAUGUGCCUUUUAGUGCCGGUCCGAGAAACUGUAUCGGUCAGAAGUACGCUCUUCUGGAAAUGAAAACCGUACUUUGCACCCUGCUGAUGAACUUCCACAUCCUACCGGUGACUGAGCGGCACCAGAUUGUCUUCACGGCAGAUCUGGUUCUGCGAGCAAAAACGCCAAUCAAAAUUAGAUUGGCAAAACGGGAAUCGAGUGUUACGCAUAGCUCUACGACUUACCAAUGGGCUCGUAAGUGGGCCAAACGAUAUGGAGGAUCUUAUUGGUUCUGGUUCAAUAGCGACCUCUUCGUACUUAACGUGAUUCGAGUUCGUGAAGCCGAGCCAAUUUUGUCCAGUACCAAAAACAUCGACAAGAGCCGAUUCUACGAAUUUCUGCAUCCUUUUCUGGGACUAGGAUUGCUUAACAGUUCAGGACCGAAAUGGAUGCACCGUCGUAGAAUUUUGACCCCUUCGUUUCAUUUUAACAUUCUCAAUGGAUUCCACCAAACGUUUGUAGAAGAAUGCGAUCAAAUGUUGGCAACGCUCGAUGAUCACGCGAACAGAGGAGUAUCAACCGCACUUCAAUCAAUCAUGUCCAAGUUUACGCUGAAUACUAUUUGUGAGACAUCGAUGGGUGUGAAGUUAUCUAAGAUAUCAGGCGCCGAAGAAUACCGCACGAAGCUCUACGAAAUCGGCGAAGCCUUGGUCCAUCGUUUGAUGCGCCCAUGGCUGUUGAGCAAUUCUAUUAACCGGCUGAUGGGCUACAAAACCGCUUUUGAUAAACUUCUCCUUCCGGUUCACUCGUUUACAACCAGCAUCAUCAACAUGCGACGAGCUCAGUUCCAGUCGGAGCAGUUCAGUGAAAUCACCGAAGAAAACAUUUACCUUAACCCGAAGAAGCGCUACGCCAUGCUGGACUCACUCCUGCUCGCAGAACAAAAGCAACUGAUCGAUGAAGAAGGCAUUCGAGAGGAAGUUGACACGUUCACCUUCGAAGGGCACGAUACAACCGCUGCCGCCUUGACUUUCAUAUUCUUCACUCUAGCGCGCGAGCAAAAAGUUCAGGACCGCAUCUACAGCGAAGUCGUACAAAUCUACAACAGUAAACCCCACUCGGACCACUCCUUUACGCCACAGGACUACAAUGAGAUGAAGUUUUUGGACCGAGCUCUGAAGGAGUGCCUGCGUCUAUGGCCACCGGUCACGUUCAUAUCGCGAAACAUCUCCGAGGACAUUGUCCUUGACGAUGGGAGUAUUAUCCCGGCGGGAUGUGUCGCAAAUAUUCACAUUAUGGAUCUGCAUCACGAUCCAGAACAAUAUCCAGAUCCUGAACGUUUCGAUGCGGAUAGAUUCUUACCGGAAGAAGUAGAUCGACGAAAUCCUUACGCCUACGUACCGUUCAGUGCUGGUCCAAGAAACUGCAUCGGACAGAAGUAUGCCAUGAUGGAACUGAAGGCGGUGGUGGUAAAUGUUCUAUUGAGAUUUCGGGUACUUCCGGUUACUCGGCUGGAGGAAAUCAAUUUUGUGGCCGAUUUGGUGCUGAGAAGCACCAACCCGAUUGAGGUUAAGUUUGAGCGGAGGUAAAAAUUCAAGAUCAUACAACUGAAUAGAUAUAUCUUUAAAGCAUUGAAUAAAUGGUCUACAAACGAUGGGCAGCAUUUUUUUUGUAUAUAUAUAC